Zingiber officinale is the source of this 1087-nucleotide messenger RNA. RefSeq names its product auxin transporter-like protein 2. Gene Ontology annotation, cellular component: plasma membrane. Lineage: Eukaryota; Viridiplantae; Streptophyta; Magnoliopsida; Zingiberales; Zingiberaceae. The coding region runs from base 262 to 1020 and encodes 252 amino acids. The transcript has 5 exons. The record is from RefSeq and is a predicted model, not a curated record.
UCUCUGGGAGUCGCAGCGUUAAAGCUCUGCUAAAGUGAGAAAGGCCAAAACCAAUCUCAUCAAAGCACUGCGCCUUUGUCUCUCCAAAUCUCUCUUUCUUUCUCUUUUUGCUGUAUAUAACCAAGCCCAGCGGCUAUCAACGAGGAGCAAGUAGUAUUUUUUUUUUCAUUUAUCAAACCAGAAGCAAAGAGAGGCCAGCUCGUUGAUUAGACAUAGAGAUCAUUGCGGGAGUAGUUUCAUCUAAGUGGAUAUAACAGAUCGAUGGGGUCGACUUCAAACGGGAACGAGGACAAGGUGUUGGAGACUGUGAUGGUGGGGAGGUACGUGGAGAUGGAGAGCGAAGGGGAGGAGAAGACCAUCAAAUCCAAGCUCUCCGGCCUCCUCUGGCACGGUGGCUCCGCCUACGACGCCUGGUUCAGUUGUGCCUCAAACCAGGUGGCUCAGGUGCUGCUAACACUGCCUUACUCAUUCUCCCAGCUGGGGAUGCUGAGUGGAAUCUUGUUCCAGCUCUUCUACGGCUUGUUGGGAAGCUGGACUGCUUACCUCAUCAGCAUUCUCUACGUGGAGUACAGAACCAGGAAGGGGAGGGAGAAGGUGGACUUCAGGAACCAUGUCAUUCAGUGGUUUGAAGUACUAGAUGGGCUACUGGGGAAGCACUGGAGAAACGUUGGAUUAGCAUUUAAUUGCACCUUUCUUCUCUUCGGAUCCGUCAUUCAGCUGAUUGCUUGCGCUAGUAACAUAUACUACAUCAAUGACAAGCUAGACAAGAGGACCUGGACCUAUAUCUUCGGUGCUUGCUGUGCCACCACGGUCUUCAUCCCCUCCUUUCACAACUACAGGAUAUGGUCAUUCCUAGGCCUCCUAAUGACCACCUACACAGCCUGGUAUCUCACCAUCGCUUCUCUCCUCCAUGGCCAGGUGGAAGGGGUGAAGCAUUCGGGACCAACCAAGCUGGUUCUCUACUUUACAGGCGCCACCAACAUCCUCUACACCUUCGGUGGGCACGCUGUCACAGUGUAAGGCGACAUCACGUAAACUCCUUCAAAGUACAAGACGUAAAACAAAGCAAACGCCAACUUAAUGCGCC